UUUUCGUAUUAUUUGCGGAAUUCGUAAAAUAUUUUCCUAUUUAAAAUAAAACCUUUAAGUUUAUUGCAAUAAUUCUAGAAAGCUCCAGGUGCUAUUCGUUGAGUUGGUUGAAUUACGUGGAUGAUGUUAGAUAAAAUAAAUCAAUGACCUUUUAAGGCUUCCUGGAUCGAUCGUCAAAAUGCUUCUAAGGCAAUUCAUUUCGGGAAGCAAUGCCAUCGAAGAGAUCUACAUCGUCAAACGCGAGAACGAAAGCGACAAUGAGGAGAAUCCACCGCUGGAGAAAAUGCUACCGGAAACGGGAGCGGUUCCGGUUUCGAUGACUUCAGAUGAUUACGGAACAGAUUUGGCUCCGGCGAUUGAGAUUAAGGAUGAACCGGAAGAGGAUGAUGGUGACAAUAAGGAACUUCUUGUAGAAUGUGGGACGGAAGUGGUUGAGGAGCCAGAACCGAAGGCGGCAAUUAAGAGUGAAAAUGAGGACGAUAUUCCUCUAUCGGUUCGUCUUAAAAAGCUAAAACAGUCGAAAGCUGCAAGGAAAGCACGGAAACGGAAGAAACUGAAAUUGGAGCGAAGCAGCUCAGAGUCAGAUAAUGGAAAUGCCUUUGCUGAGAAUGAAGAAGGGGACAGCGGAAGCGAUGAGGACGAAAAACGGCCUCGCGGGGAACCAAACUGUAAUGUUUGCUCGACGAAAUUUCAAUCCCAGGCCGAGUUGAAAGUUCACCUGCGCAAGAAGCAUUCCGAAAUGGUUCCGUUCCGAUGCGAGAAAUGUGCCUCCGGUGAGGUAAAGAGCGUCUCCUCGCUUAAUCGACACUUUGAAAUGCAUGACCCGGACAAGCCUCACAAGUGCAACUAUUGCGAAGCGCGUUUUUCCACGAGAAUCAAUCGAACGGCCCAUCAGAGAAGGUAUCACAAGGCGGAUUUGGAAAACGACACCAUUCGGAAUGCAAACCGGAGGUUCGUUUGUCGAUAUUGCAAUAAAAGGUUUGCUGCCAAGUUUAAUCUAGAACGGCACGAGCGAAAUCACGAGAUGAAGAUAACGGACGAUGAGGAGUUUCUAAAUCGUCGCAACAAAUGCUACAUAUGUGAUUCGAAACCAUGUGACAGUAAGGAAGCACUCACGGAGCAUCUGAGCAUUCACGUCGAUAAGCUGCCUUACACGUGUAUCCAGUGCGAGGAACCAGGGAUGAUCACUUCGGUUCGAUUGUUGAACAAACAUCUUGCAUCCCAUGAGGAACCGGAGAAGCCUAUCAAGUGCGUUUACUGUGAUGAAAGGUUCAUUUCCGUGGUGGUUUGUCAGGCCCACGAGCGGUCACAUGCUCAAGAGAAGGAAGCAGAUGAGAAGGCCACUGCAAAGAUUGAAGCCGAGAGAAUUUCCACCAAAAUCAUCAUCGUCGAUGGGAUGAAGCGUUACGUUUGUGGCUACUGUGGCAAUUCUUAUUCCCUGUUGAGUACCCUUCGUAGGCACGAGAAUAUCCACACGGGAAAGAUUCAAUACGUUUGCAAGAUCUGCGGCAAAAUCUUCAACAAGUCUUCCUGCUUGCUUCAACACGAGAGAACCCAUUCUCAGGAUGCGCCCUACAAGUGCGAAAUUUGCAAUCGAGGGUUCAAAGAAACGAUUCGACUGAUUGAACAUCGUCGCAUCCACAGCGGAGAACGACCCUUCAAUUGUCCCAACUGUUUCAAAAGCUUCCGAAUUAAACCACUCCUCAAAGAGCACAUUUUACUGUGCACUGCUCCGGACAUCUGCUUGGAAUGCGAGUGUCGCUUCUGCUCCAACGUGUUCAGCACUUUCCGCCUCCUUUCCGAACAUAUUCUCAACAAUCAUCCUCUCACGAUCGAGGAAACCAAUUGCGAGUUCUGCGAUCUGAAGUUCAAAGACAGUUUGCAGCUUGCCGAGCAUGAACAUUAUCAUCGGAACCCUAACUCGAUCAAGUGCGACAUCUGCGGGCGGAUCUUCAAGCAGCUUUCGAACUUGCGGAGACAUCAGCGACUGCACAGCAAUGACGCAGUUCCCUUUCAGUGCGAUCUGUGUGGGAAGAACUUCUCGCAGGCUGGUGCUUUGAAAGUGCAUAAGCGGAUUCAUUCUGGUGAAAAGCCUUACAAGUGUGAGCUAUGCGACAAGCACUUCUACCACAGUUCGACCAUGAAUCGUCACAAGCGGUCGCACUACAAGUCCAAAAGCAAGCUCUUCCUGUUCGGUGAAAAUAAUUCUUCUUCCCAGCCGGAAGACGAUCAGCAAAUAGAAAGUAAACCCGACGUGACCAUAAUCACGAUCUCGUCGAUCGAAGAUUGCAUCACCCCAAAAGCGGUGGAAUCUAACUCCAUGUCAUCGAUUCCUACCUCGGUGGAAGAUCACAACCUUCUGGAAAUGCCGCAAGUGCCUAACGAUGUUCACACUGAUCAGCAGCAAAUUGAGCUAUCUAAUUUUAACAUUGCCGGAACGAACACGGUCUCCAUAGUGGCAGCUGACGGAGUAGAAAGGGUACUGGAUGACGACGGAUCACUUUACGUGUUGAGCACGAAAAUGAUGAUUCCCCAGACGAUCAUGCAGCACCAUUCGGAGGAUCAGAAUGCAGCAGAAUGUUUGAACCUGGAUCCAUCGAUGGGACCCAUGUAGGAGUCUUCUUGAGCUGAGAAAUGCUGUAGAAUAUGAAGUUGUUUUCCUAUAUGUUUAAUGAAGAUGAGAUAAUAAACUGUUAUCUCUGGUAGAAUGAUGUUCACCUUA
Aedes aegypti (yellow fever mosquito) is the source of this 2722-nucleotide messenger RNA. Its product is annotated as zinc finger protein 678. The record is from RefSeq and is a predicted model, not a curated record. The transcript is spliced from 3 exons. NCBI's taxonomy places the organism in Eukaryota, Metazoa, Arthropoda, Insecta, Diptera, Culicidae. The coding region runs from base 179 to 2614 and encodes 811 amino acids.